Salvelinus sp. IW2-2015 is the source of this 1889-nucleotide messenger RNA. The record is from RefSeq and is a predicted model, not a curated record. Lineage: Eukaryota; Metazoa; Chordata; Actinopteri; Salmoniformes; Salmonidae.
AUGGAAACAACCAGAAAUGUCUUUGUAAUUGUGCUACUAAAUGUCUUCUUUUUUUGGAUUUACAGCCAAGAACUAAAUCCCAGUAGAAAUGUAUGCGAAGCUGGGCUCCAAUGCUGUAGUGGCUUUGCACAGCAAGGAGAUGAGUGCUUAAUACCAAUUUGUGAGAGUAACUUCACCUGCAAAGAGAAUGAAGUUUGUGUGCGACCCCACGAAUGCCGCUGUCGUUCUGGUUAUUUUGGAGUCACUUGUGACACGAAAUGUCCGUCCCAGUMCUGGGGACCUGACUGUAGGGGUAAGUGUGACUGCCAUCCCAACGGGAGUUGCGAGGAUGUCACUGGGGCCUGCACCUGUAACCCGAAUCGCUGGGGGCCAAACUGUGAGAGAGCCUGCGAUUGCCAGAAGGGCCAAUGCAACCAGGAGACAGGCGCUUGUACGUGCUACGCAGGCUUCUGGGGCUCCCAGUGCUCCAACAACUGUCACUGCAGCAUCAACUCUGUGUGUGAUGUGGGAACGGGCCAGUGCCACUGCAACCCCYGCUGGUAUGGGAGGAACUGUGGUGCUCAGUGUGCCUGCAACGGUUCUCCGUGUGACCAGCUCACCGGGCGCUGCAGGUGUCGACAGCGUUUGUGGGGUACUCACUGCGAGCACAUGUGCCAGUGUAUCCAUGGACGCUGUAACCAGGCGGAUGGAUCGUGCACCUGCAGGCCAGGAUUCAGAGGGAAGUUUUGCAGUGAGCCGUGUCCAGCUGGGUUCUACGGACAGAAUUGCAGAAACAGGUGUGGACACUGUAAAGGCCAACAGCCCUGCAAGGUGGCAGAGGGACGUUGCGUUGCAUGUGAACGCGGUUGGAAUGGCACCAGGUGUGACCAGAUGUGUGCUCCUGGGUUCUUUGGUGGAAACUGCGAGGACGUGUGCUCACCCUGCAAAGAUGGACACUUCUGCAACCGCAUCGACGGCAAUUGCCUCCACUGCAACCCUGGUUGGAUGGGUGAUCGAUGUGAGCUCAAGUGCCUGAAUGGAACCUAUGGAGAGAACUGUGRCAAUAACUGCAACAGCUGUUUCAAUGGGAUGUGUCACUUCGCUACGGGAGAGUGUCUCUGUGACCCUGGCUUCUCUGGUGCCUACUGUAAUGUGAGCUGUUCAGAGGGUCAGUAUGGGGUUAACUGUGCCCAGAUCUGUUCCUGCCAUGACAACAACUGCAACACAGUGACUGGACCUAACCAGAGGAUGGGUGUGAUGGCAGCAGGGGUGCUGGUCACCUGUCUCCUCCUCCUGCUCCUCUCCUUGUUGUGUUGCUGCUGUAUCUGUAGACAYAACAAACAGAACGACCCUGAGAAAAAAUCCAAAAGAAGCCUCUGUGGAGGGUUUACACGAAUCAGCUCUAAGCUUCCUUGCAUCCCACUGAGACGGCAGAAGCUACCCAAAGUUGAUGUGUCCCACCAUGACUCUGAGAAUACUUUCAACUGUAGUUUCAUCGAGCCCCCCUCCGCAGUGGAGCAACCCACCACCUGCAGGUCGUCCCGAGCCUCCUCUUCCGUAGAGACCACAGAGGAUGGACAUGUCUAUGCUGUCCCUGACGAACCUGGAGAACAGAACAAAAAUAAAGGGAACAGAAUCAACACAACAGAGACGAGAGUACUGGCUGAUUAUGAUGAUAUCUCUGAGGUAGACACAUUGCCGGAGAACAUGGACAUGACUAUGCAGGUCUCAGUUAACACCAGUGAGCUGRCACUCCAGAAGUCCUCAGAGAAUGAGGGCUCCUGCAGUGGCACAGUCAGCCAACAGCAUCUGCCUCCGGGCCCAUGCUCCGCAGCCACCCUAGCAGUCCAGCAAGGAGAACAGUGUAGGGUCAAACACUGUCAAAGAUAAUGGAAAGCCUAUAGCUGCUG